This is a messenger RNA of Saccostrea cuccullata (small rock oyster), 1799 nucleotides long. RefSeq lists its product as uncharacterized. The coding region runs from base 1 to 1749 and encodes 582 amino acids. The record is from RefSeq and is a predicted model, not a curated record. NCBI's taxonomy places the organism in Eukaryota, Metazoa, Mollusca, Bivalvia, Ostreida, Ostreidae. The transcript has 10 exons.
AUGUACAAUGCUUUUUUUGCAGAACCUGCUUGGACCACAUCACUCGGCAUAUACACUUGUUAUGUAACUCUAAACGGAAGCAUAACAAAGCAAAGCAGUGUCGAUUUUUCUUCUGGAAAAGAAAACACAUCAUCAAAUUAUGUUCUGAUGAGAGUCAGCAAUGUUCCAGUGGCAGAUAUCGCAAAAAGUUGCAAAAAAUAUGGAUAUGACGUAUUUAUGGAUGACUCUGUGGCGAAAUCCGUACCAUUGCGUGAAACUGAACGUGCGUAUUUCCCCGUUUGUCCCAGUAUUCAAAUAAAUAACCAAAGUAUUGCUGUUUGCAAACCAUGGAUUUCUAGACAAGGAUGCUUCAGUCUCACAACAGAUAAUAUUGGUAUGGCGGUGGAUUGUAGAAGCAUCAAAAUAGCAACUUGGAAUAAAUCCCUUCCACUAAUAGGAAUGACGGUAUGGACUAAUCAUCCCCUCGCAACGGGAUGGACUGUUGGCUCUUGCUACUUACUGGAUGGCGAUGUAAGGAAAUCUCAUCCCAAGGUUCCAGAUACCUAUUGUUCAACAGACAAAGAUUUCAACAAUUUUCAAGAGGACAAUAGAGGAGUGUUCCUUACCCUCUUUUCCAUCAUUAACAUAAAUCCAGAAAAUACAGCAGAUAUAAAUUCGGACUGCGUGGCUACCUACAUGGACUUGGAAACUCUAAAACUCUUUGAAAUGCCUUGCCAUAGAUUCUGUGAUGCAUAUUGUACUUCACACGACGGUUCUAGCAUUAUUAAUCUUAAUCGGCAUAUGAAAUGGGAGGAUGCCAGGAAAGAGUGUCUCAUGUUAAAUAAAUCUCUACCCAACGAAAACUUUACGUUCUCUGACCCAACCCAAUUCGAUAUUACAAGCACAGUGUGUCUUGAUGUGUUUAAAAACUCAUCUGUAUUAUUUCAACCUGUCGUUAAGCUUGCAUCAAAAGAACAUGGAAGGAUAAUAAUCAACGCUUCUACUAACCAUUCGAUGAGGCUGCAAUAUUUAUGUGGGACAAAAAUAGAAACAAGUACGACAGACAGACAGAGGGACAGACAGUUUCACCAGAAGGACACAGAAGAAUCAAAUUACGGACACUGUAAUACAACAACAGAGGGUUUUCACGAAUUCCAUACUAGAGAUACUACAGUGACUUGGAAAUUUCCAACAGAGAUGAACCGGAUAAAAGUUAUUUGUAAAGUUUUUUUGUUAAAUUUUGCAAAAAGGUUUAACAUUUGGUCAUCAAACAUGCUCCGUUGUUGGAGUUUUGAUGAUAGCAAAUAUGCUUGUUUCAUCACAAGAGUAUUAAAAAGAAAAGGAAAUCAAGAAAAAAGUUCCACAACAGAGGAAAUCGUUACCUCAGAUCUUUACUCUGAACCGGUUUCUGCAUCAGGUGAGAAAAACAUGAAAACAAAGGAUCACAUCACUGCUGAAGACGAGUCAGCCUAUUCUGUAGCUGAUUCGAAUGACAACGAGUACUCACAACCCCUCGUCAACAGGGACAAUCGAACGGGACAGGUGCGUUCUGCAAAUGAUGUUACCAUCUCAGACAGUGAAUAUGCUGAUACAGAUUUGGGUGAAUAUGAUGUUUUAAGAGGACAGCGAAAGAAACACUCCGAAAAUACAUCAUCGAAUUGUGAUAUUUAUGACAGGACAAAUAAUGUUGUCACUGGUAUCUAUGACGUCACAACGAACACACUGAACGAGAACGAAUACUCAAUGACAGAUAAUGAUUUAAAUCAAUAAUACAUGGUUAUAUAAAUAAAAUGCCAAAAUAUAAUAUGUAAAAUAUUUAU